This is a messenger RNA of Meleagris gallopavo (turkey), 1411 nucleotides long. Lineage: Eukaryota; Metazoa; Chordata; Aves; Galliformes; Phasianidae. The record is from RefSeq and is a predicted model, not a curated record.
ACAACUGAGAGAAGAUUUGAGAAGCAGAAAGAUGCAGACCAAAGACAGCAGUCCACCAGAUGGUGGCUAUGGAUGGGUUGUGGUAGUGUCAGCCUUCAUAGUGAUGGGCCUCACUGCUGCUGUCCUCAAGACUUUUGGUCUCUUCUUUGUUGAAAUCCAGGAGCACUUUGAUGAACUUGCAAGCACCAUUUCUUGGAUCACAUCAGUAACUAUUGCCACCUUUCAUUUAGGAGGUAGGUCCCCUGUUGCCAGCUCACUAUGUGUAAAAUACACCCACCGUGCUGUUGUGAUCACUGGAGGACUCCUUGCAUUUUCAGGAAUGGCUCUGGGAUGUCUUGGGCUCAACAUGAUCUGGAUGUAUGCAACAACUGGCUUCCUACAGGGACUUGGGAUUUCCUUUUCAUGGACACCAGCCAUCAGCAUUGUUAGCCAUUAUUUUUCCAAGAAAAGAGCUCUGGCCAAUGCUAUUGCCAGUGCUGGAGAAUGUGCAUUUGCAUUUACGUUUGGGCCAUUUUUCCAGUGGCUGAUUGGUCAGUAUGGAUGGAAAGGUGCCCUCUUGAUCAUAGGUGGCACCCAACUCAACAUCUGUGUCUGUGGAAUACUGAUGCGACCCCUGACAAGCAGCUACCACCCUGAGGUGAGCCAUCCUGAACCACCACCUGGCAAUGGCGCAUCCAAGACAGACAAAGAAGGGAAGUCUACCAUCACACACAGAACCUUCAACUGGAUGCUUUUGAGGAGAGCAGAAUUUGUGCUUUAUGCCAUGUUUGGCAUACUGGCUGCAAUGAGUUUCUUUGUUCCUCCGUUGUUUUUAGUUCCACUUAGCUACAGUCUGGGAAUAGACGAAUCUUGGACUGCAUCUCUGCUAUCCAUACUGGCUAUGGUGGAUUUUGCAGGCAGACUGCUAUGUGGCUGGUAUGCCAAUCUCCACCUUACAAAAACUAUUCACUUACUGACAAUGACAAUUACCUUGAUCAGUACUUCCUUGAUGCUUCUACCACUGGCUAACAACUACCUAUCCUUGGCAAUAUUCACUGGCUUCUAUGGAUUCUUCUUUGGCACAACAGUUGCUGUUCACAUUACAGUGCUAGCAGAAGUCGUGGGCAUGUCAGAUUUUGACAGUGCUUUAGGGCUUUUCAUGCUUAUUCGAAGCACUGGAGGAUUUCUGGGGCCUCCUCUUGCUGGUCUGAUUGUGGACAUGGCUGGAGACUACAGAGCAGGCUUCUACAUGGCAGGAGCCACUCUCAUCCUAGCAGCUGUAUUUUUAGUUGUUUUAGAUCAAUUUCAACAAAGAAGUGAAAAAGGAAACCAUACUAGUACUAAAUCAGAAAAAUCAUCAUUACCUUACACUUCCUUCCAUUUUCUGAAACUUCAGAAAAGAAGGUACCAAGACCACGAUGUAGCGGUGUGA